This is a messenger RNA of Plasmodium inui San Antonio 1, 786 nucleotides long. RefSeq lists its product as hypothetical. The coding region runs from base 1 to 786 and encodes 261 amino acids. The record is from RefSeq and is a predicted model, not a curated record. Lineage: Eukaryota; Apicomplexa; Aconoidasida; Haemosporida; Plasmodiidae. The transcript has a single exon.
AUGGCAAGCGACCCAAUGUUCCACCCCUUUAGUGUGAUUCGAAAUAAUCAGCAGACGGAGAAAAAUUGUGCCCACAGGAAAAGGAAAAAUAAUUUCACAGGUGUAAUGUCAUUCCAAGAAUGUCUGUGCGAGGAAAUAAUCGAACCAAUGACAAGCGACCCAAUGUUCCACGCCUUUAGUGUCAUUCAAAAUAAUUACAGGAUGGGGCAAGAUUUUGCACACAGGAAAAGGAAAAAUAAUUUCACACGUAUAAUCUCAAUCCAAAAACGUGUGUGCAAGGCAAUAAUUGGAAGAAUGGCAAGCGACCCAAUGUUCCACCCCUUUAGUGUGAUUCGAAAUAAUCAGCAGACGGAGAAAAAUUGUGCCCACAGGAUAAGGAAAAAUAAUUUCACAAGUGUAUUGUCAUUCCAAAAAUGUCUGUGCGAGGAAAUAAUUGAACCAAUGGCAAGCGACCCAAUGUUCCACGCCUUUAGUGUCAUUCAAAAUAAUUACAGGAUGGGGCAAGAUUUUGCACACAAGAAGAGGAAAAAUCAUUUCACCCGUUUAAUGGCAUGCCCAACGUGUGUGUGCAAAGAAAUAAUUGAACAAAGAAAAAACAAACGAAUAUUCCACCCCUUUAGUGUCAUUCGGAAUAAUUACCAGAAGGUGACGAAUUUUCCCCAAAGGAGAAGGAAAAAUAAUUUCACACGUGUAAUGUCAAUCCAAAAAUAUGUGUGCAACGAAAUAAUUGAUCAAAUGCGAAAUGAACGAAUCUUCCACCCCUUUACUUUCAUUCGAAAUAAUUAA